UUACUCUUUUUACAAGCUAAAAGCUCAAGUGGAGCGAUCUAUGGGCUUCUUGCAGUUUACCAACACGACAAUGGCCGAAUUGUCCGUAUAGGAUAUUUUUUAUUGGCCCAUACAUCCCAACCUGCCAUGUCUUUGGUUUUAAAAAUGGCGUAUACAAGCUUUUUGUUUGCCGGUUUACGCUGUUGAAUACUUUCCAAGACCUCGCGUGUACUCAAUCGAGUCGUAAACGUCGUGAAUAUGAAAUUUAACUACAUGUGUAGGUAUAUAAUCAACACUGUGGACCCCGUGAACGAAUUUUCGUAGCGUUAUGGUGAAUUAGAAUGGUGCCUGUGGCUUGUCAAUCUCGCACGUCGUCAGGUUACCCUUUCGUAACGUAAAUACACCCAGUAAGCGUUUUGUAUUUCAGAUAUGACAGCGUCGCAAAAUAGUAGAUAAUGGAGAGCUCAGAAGAUGAUGCGGGCACCGCGACUGGCGCUUCCCGCCGUGCAUCGGCGCGGGAAAGGGAUAUCGGACAGGCGGAGGACUACAACGCAACUGGUAGUACGCUGCAGGAACCGACCGAUGCGCGGGCCUCGUGCAGGACGCCCGCGAUGUCCGAGGACAACUUUGACGGCGACAGCGUACCAUCGCCGUCGGGUCAGGACGUCAACACUAGCACGGAAGCGAUUCUGGACAUGAUCGACGAGUUCGUCGACGGCCCGAGUGCACCGAAACGACUUCCUCUGUCGUCCGCCGAAGACACUUCGGAGAGUGAAUGCGUCAAGACUGACGACGAAACCAUCACACAGGAAGCGCCCGCGAGUGCUCCCGAAGAGGAGCCCCCGCCUCCCCCGACCGCGUCCGACGCCACAAGUGCCAAAAGUGACCCCGACCGCGACGCGAGUGAACCAGUCGUGCAACCCGAGUGUACUGCUCCUAGUAAUGUUUCAUUGGAUGUUGUAAACACUGAUUCUGUGGAGCCACAACAAGAAUGUUCCAAGUCUGUUUGUGAUACAAAUGAUAAUUCUUCAUCAGUAGAGAACCGACUAGAACCUUGUGGUGACUCUGAAGUGCCGCAGGAGCCUAGUGUAGAGCCCGAAGCGCCCUUGAAAGCAUGUGUGGAGCCAGAAGCAUCAUUAGAACCUUGUGAGAGAUCUAAUGCACCCAGUGAGUGUCCACCCCAAAAUAUUCCUUCCAGCAGUUUAUCAGAGACUGUGCAGAAUGUUUCUGAACCGAGUGAGUGCGAGAUACGAGAACGGACAGUGAAAUGUGUGACAUCAAGUGACUCUCGGAAUGAUGUAACUAUAGAAAGUGCAGAAUCAACGUCAAGUGACAUUAGUUUAAGUGAAGAGAAAGUUAGUGGUGCAGAACAAUCCACGCGAUCCCCGCUGCGGAGGCGCCUCGUGCGCCCUGCCCCUGUGGACCGCCGGCCAGACUCAACGGUGUCCUCUACCGUAGAUAUUCACACUACUCAGCAGUCGAGCUGUGAGAGCCUCGCUAAGGAUGUCUCCAGCUCUUCUGAUGCGGUGCCCUCUGUACAUGGUAAUGUUAAGCUUGAAGAGAUUAGAAAUGUAAGUGAAAUAAGUGUCUGCAAAGCAGAAACUUCUGUAAGUCCUACUAAAAAAAUUAAACUUGUUAGACAAAAGGUCAAUGCCCCUACAGUAAGCAGAGAAACAUCUCGAGAGAAUCAGAAUGUUCAGGUGGAGCCGGAGCAGUGUCAGUCAACAUCCAGUGACACCCCUUCAUCUUACCCUGUCCAACCAUGUCCUAAUUUGAAUUCAAAUAGUGCUUUGAGAGCAUUAAUUGAACAAAAAAUUGAACCAAAUAGCUCACUUGUUCAAGAAGUUGAUGACCAGAUACCCACGAAAUCUAAUGAUGAUACCCCUGUACAAAAGAGUGAAGAUAGUAGUAAUGAAAACCCAAAGGAAGAAUUUUCAGGGGAGAUGGCAAGAGUUGAGGAUGAAAGGAAAGUGUCACCUCUAAAAAUAGAUUUGAGUACCUGUAAAACAUUUUGUGAUGCUGAGACGGAGAACAAAGUUGAUGGUCAAGGCAGUUCUAGCACUAAUGAACAUGCUCAUGAUGAGCCCAUAUCUCCAAGACAGGUCCCUAAACUGACUAUUAAAUUAGGAAAUAAACAAACAGAGGAAAGAAAGUCUCCUGUUCCCAAACUUACAAUUAAGCCUAUUAAACCCCCUCCAGAUAAUAUUGAAAGUGGGAUGCAGAUUCCAAAUGUGACAAAGCUGAAUAUCAAGCCCAUUUUGAAGCCCACGGAAAAGUUGAGUGAUAACUCCCAAAUCAGUGAAACCAAGGCUGACAGUAGUGAACAAAUACCAAACAUAACGAAACUGAACAUCAAACCCAUCCCUAGACCCCCUGAAAAGAUAAAUGAUAUACAUCGCAAGUCCAGCAGUAGUGAAAUAUCAGAAUCAGAAUACUCAGAAAAUGAUGACAGUGCAAGUACGUCUGACCAAGCAUCUGCAUCAGAUCAGGGACCACCUGAUGUAGUCCCCAAAGUUACCAUUAAGCUAGGAAAACCUGGCACAGAAUCUGAAGGAAAAUUCUAUGCAGAGAAAAAUCUUCCAAAAUUAACAAUAAAAGGAAUACAACAAAAUGAAAAAGAUGACCCUGAAUCACCAUCAAAGUUAACUUUGGUGAUAAGUCAACCUGAGGACAAAAAUUUUGAAAAAGUUCCCAAAUUGACUAUUAAAACUGUGACUAAAUCUGAGGGUCAACCUCUCAGCCCAAAGCUUACAAUUAAGCCCUUGAAACCACCAGACAAUAUUAGCAAAGAACUUACAUGUAAUGCUGAACUUGACCCUCCACAGAUUCCCAAACUUAAGAUUUCCACUGAGUGUUUUACAGCAACAUGCACAGAAGUCAAAGACAAUGUACAUGUUCCUAAAAUCACAAUAAAACCUGUCCAGAAACCAGAUACUGAACCCAAAACUAACAGAAAGUCAAAUGUUUGUGACAAUGAAGAACAUAUCCCCCAAGUUACAAAAUUAAAUAUAAAACCUAUUUUGAAACCUACAGAUAUUGGUGAACCCUCAGAAGGGCUGGAAGAUAAAGUUCCUGUAGUUUCAAAAUUGAAUAUUAAACCUAUAGUAAAGCCUAAAGAUAAUGAUGUAGAUUCUAGCAUGUAUGAUGUACCUAAAAUAACGAAAUUGAAUAUUAAACCUUUAAAGAAUCCUGAAGAAGACUCUUUACAAGAAAAAGACUGUGAUGAAUUGAAUGCGGACAGAGAGGAAAAUAGUAUACCUGUUGUAUCUAAACUUAAUAUUAAGCCUAUUGUUAAGCCAGCUGAGGAAGAUACUUCGAAGGAUUCGGAGAAUCAAUCUUCAGAAACCGGGAAUUCCAGUGAUGAGAACAAUGAUCACAUACCUGUUGUUACUAAAAUAAAUAUUAAACCAAUUCUUAAACCAAAUGAAUCAUCAGUGGGGUCGCCUAAACAUAAAACAUCAAAUGAAGACUCUACACCUAUUGUAACUAAACUCAAUAUCAAGCCAUUAAUUAAGCCAGAAGAAAGUAUUUCCCCUUCAUCUCCUAAGAAAGAAAAUUUGAAAAAUGUAGAUACAAAAAAUUCUAACAUACCUGUUGUUACAAAAUUGAAUAUUAAACCUGUUGUUAAGCCUGAAGAUAUAGAUGUACAUAAAAGUAGAGAAGAAAAUGAAGAUAAAAUUGUAAAAAAUCCACCCUUAGUUAUGAAAAUAAAUAUGAAAGCUGUUACUGAUUCUUCUUUGAAUGAAAGUUGUAACACUGAUAGGAACAUAAAUAAUGUUGAUGAUGGUGACCAUGUUCACAAUAACAUAGGUGAGGACAUGCCUGUAAUGAAACUAAACAUUAAACCUGUAAUGAAACCUGACAGCCCUAAACAAAGGGCUGAGAAUAUUGAUGGCGAGAGAAAUGCCGUUAGUUCUGGUUCAUCUAAACAAGAAAACGAGAGCCAUUUACAUCAUAAUGAAAUAAGGCAAAAUUGUGUACAAGAAUUGGAAAAGAGUAGCACUGAAAGUGGUCACUGUUUGUUAAAAGAGUUGGUACAUUCAAAUUCAGAUAAUAAGACAGUCAAAACAGGAAGUUCAACUUCAGAGACUGCAACAUCCAAACAUGAUGAUUCAAGAGUAUCUCCUAGCCUGGUUCAAGGUACUGAGAUAAGUUUAAGUUCAGAUCAUGUCACCACUAAUGCAGGGUUGAACACAGAAGUAAAUGCUGUCAGGGCAACAAACAGACAAGUAAGCUCUGUGAGAAACUGCACAUUGCUCAAGAAGCUUUUGGAGAGUACUGAAUGUAUAAGUGAAAAAUCAAAUGAUUCUCAUACAAUCAUCAGUCAUAAUUCUCCAAUUUGCAAAGAAACUUUGAAUUAUGAACAGUUUGAUUCUGGGCACAGUAGCAUGGAAAAAGUAAAUGACAUUGCAAAUGAUAGCCCAAAGACCCGAAGCCCCAGUCCAGAUAAAGUAAAUGAUGUAAAUACUCCACAAAUUAGUUUAAAAAUUCGUCCAAUCCAAGAGCUUUGUAAAGAAGCCAAUGAAAAUGUAACAAAACCAUUAGAAAUCAAUGUAUCUGAAAAGCUGUCUAAUCAAAGUUCAGGUCAAGAUUCUCCUAGAAUAAUACUGAAGAUAAAUAAGACUGAUCACGGAGCCUCAGCUAAAAUAAUAACUGAGGAGGUGAACAAAGGUGACACCCUGCAGCAGAGCUACAAAUCUGAAAAUGCAGUAGAGGUCAACGACAAGCCAAGUCCGAGGAAGAAUGUCGUGAACAGGCGAAAGCAGGCGGUGGACAACAGUCCCACUAUGGCGUUGGGUAAGCGAUUGAGAAGCUCUAGGAUCGUGGAGAACGCCGAGAAGUCCCCAAUAAUAAAACGAAUUAUGGGCAAGAGGCCGCCGACGAGCGACGCGAGCACGCCAAAUAAAGAAUCUGAAUUAACCGUACUCGAGAGUAAGAGACUUAAACUGGGUCAACUGUUGUCAAAUAAGUCCUUAACAAUCACCCCCGUUAUCAAAAAGUCGCCGGAGGCGAAACCAUUGGAAAUCAAACCAGGCAAAGUGGCCAACCACACUAUCGUGAAUAACGAGAAUUGUUCGAAAAACGGCAAUUCGAAGCUGCACAAUAUCCUGUCGAACCUGCAGGCGAAUCAGAUCCAGGUGUUGCCGUUUAACGAUAUCAAUCGUUUGGAUAAGGGCGUGAUAGCAACUGAAGUGGAGUCGAACACGUCUACGGGUAGUUCGGACGUGAUAGAAUUGUUGCGGGUGGAUAAUUGUGAGGAGAUGAUGAUCGCGGAGAACUCUGAUUUCCGGGAUUAUAUGGGUGGGGAUGAGGUGUCGCAGGAUCCGUUAGAGAUUGAGACGCCUAAGACGGACGGCGAGAGUUUGAACGAGACGUUGAGCAUUCCGCCGGCGGAGUCGACGCCUCAGCCGAAGAAGCGCGGGCGGCCGCGGAAGCUGCCGCUGGUGGUGACAGACAUCCCCAAGCCCGUCGUGCUGCCCGUGCCGGCUCUGGAGGAGCGCCCGCAGCGGUCGCUUCGGCUCUCCAGGGACCGCCCGACGAUACUGGCCAAGCCUCGCGGCAGAGGUCGCGGGCGAGGCAGGGGCCGCGGGCGGGGCGACAGCACGCCGUCCGAGCGGCGGGAACCGGCGUCCACGCCGGAAGACACGCCGGAACCGCCGGUGGAGCGCACGCCGGAACCCGCCUCCACGCCGGAACCGCUAGACCCUACUAGCUCGCGCGUCAAGCUGCCGCGGAUGACGGAGGCAUUAGAUAGGCUGCCGGCGUCGUGUGCUACGCCGCUGUCUUCAAGGCACAGCACUGACCACUUCGAUGGGACUGAGUUGAAGGUGGUGCUAGAUUCCCCCAUCAAGCUAGAAGACAGCGAGUCCCGCUCCCGCGGCGGCGGCGGCGGCGGGCGCGGGGCCCGCGGGCGGGGACGCGGCGGCCGCACGCCGGGCAAGUCGCCCCGGGGGCGCGGCCGCGGGCGCGGCGGCGGCAGGGGCGCUAUGUAUAUGAAGGAGACGAUGGGCAUCUACGGGCGCGUGUGCGGGCCGGCCACGACCACGGUGCAGCUGUUCGAGGAGGAGACCUGCAUGAUGGACGACAACGCCACGCCCGCCAAGCCCACACAUUUACUUGACGAGGACUCGCAGAGCUCGGUUCAAAGCUCCACGAAUGAGAGCAACAUGAAAACGAAGAAAUCUAAAUUCGCAGAUCUGUUUGACAGUAACAAUGAAUGGACUGCGGCAGACGUCAAGGAGUACAUUUGGCCUCCUGCCGAUAAACCAGAUGAAAAUUCAAAGGUGAUGAUGAUCCAAGAGCAAGUGGCAAUGUUCCUGGGCGUGAAAGGCUUCAGGAAGCGCUACCCCGAACUACAGCGCCGCGCCAUAACCGGGCCCGAGCGCGACCACGUCAUCGCGCUGGGGCUUGUGCGCGACGCGCUCGCCGAACGCGGCCUGACCGCAGUAGACGCGAGCGAAGUACUCGACAUAAUGCUGUCGGACUACCCGCACAAGUACGAGGAGUUCCGAGCGCACCAGCGGCACAAGCAGCGCGACGCCGAGGAGCGGCCCGAGCCGAAGCCCGAGCCGAAACCCGAGCCGAAACACGAGCCGCCCAAACCCGACCCGGAGAAGACCAGACAGGACUUAGCAGCAGCAGCGAUAGCGUCAGCAGCCGAAUGGAACGCGCGCCUCAACGUGAUCCGGCGCCCCGCCUGCGCCGACCUCCAGAGCAUGGCGCUACACACGCGCCGCCCCCCGCGCGCGCCCGCGCCCGCCCGCCCGCCCGCCGGCCUCUACCCGCACGCGCUGCUGCCCGGCCAGUACCAGCACUCCUACCGCGCCUACACCGCCGCGCAGCUCAGGUACUUCCCUUUGAACACGGCGUUAGAGGCGCCGCCCGCGCCGCCGGCGCCUGAAACAUCGUCUGACUCCGAGCCCGACUCCGAGCGCUCCGACUGCAGCCAAGACUCCGAACCACAGCCCGCCAAGCGGAAAAAGCUGACGAAAGUGAAGCGGAGCAACAGCCAAGCGGAGAGCGGACGCUCGCGCUCCGCCAGCCGCGACGACGCCGACACCUGCCGCGCCUGCAAGCGCACGCUCGAGGCCAACCGCAAGCACACGCACGAGCGCUUCCUCGUCUGCACCGUCUGCAGCGCCAAGCUGCACCCGGGCUGCACGGAUCUGAGCGCGGACACUGUGCGCAAGUGCCGCGAGUACGCGUGGGCGUGCAGCGGCUGCAAGCGCUGCGGCGCCUGCGCACAGCCCGGCGCACUGCUGUGCUGCUCGCUGUGCGACCGCGGCUACCACGCUAGCUGUGCGCCCGCCGCCGCCUCCUCGCAAGGGCGCUGGUACUGCGUGGAGUGCGCCGUGUGCCGGUCGUGCGGGUCGCGCGACGCGGGCGGGCCCGAGUGGCACCCGCAGACGCGGCGCGGGCCGGGCGGCCACAAGGUGUACUCGCACUCGCUGUGCACGCCGUGCGCCAGUAAAUCCAAGAGGGGCAUCAACAAGUGAACCCGUUUAGUUCCAUUAUCAAGAAGAAUAUGUAGCGAGGGACGCUCACGAAAAGUACACAAGUUUUAUACAAGUGUUUCGAUGAUAUAUGUGUCAUUUGUUUACUUGACUGGUCUUGGUAGUUACUCACGUCAUCUCAUUGUGUUCAUGUGGACUAACACGGGCUGCUCCGUUGUGUUCGACGUCUGCCUUCACUCUGUCGACAUGCUUGUUUCUGGUUCCUCGUAGAGUUUGGACCCCGCAGAAUGUUUCUCUAUGCCCCAGCAGCGUAACUUACUCAGCACAUCCCCCUACCGUAUUUGAUAAGUUGCAUGCUAACAUAAGUUUUAGACAGUCGUUAUUAUGGAGUUGUUUGCUCUGUUAGUGUUUAUUAUUUUUUCAUAAUUUCGUAUAGCCACUCAUUUUUUAAUUCCGAGCAGACAAAUUCAUACGUCAAAGAACAGCAAAGUGGUAUUAAAUUAGUAAAACUAUGGGCGGUGGGCGCGUAAAACUCUAAAAUAUAUUUGCACCAUGUUCAAAUACAGCACUUUCUUCUCAGCACUGUUAUUAUACAGGAAAACACCUACUUUUCUGUUCCUUCCGUAUCUUUACUGUUAUUGGUAAUUGUAUUUCUAUUCUUAACUAAAAUUGAUGCAAUACAUAGGUGUUUAUUUUGAACAUUCGCUUCUCUUUACGAUUUGAUGGAAGUAUUGCUCAAUGAUCGCGGGUGGCGUCGCUCACCAGCCAUUGCAGACCCCGACUAACUCAUCAUCACCAUUUGUACUGACUAACAGGGCAUAGAAAGAUUUCCCCAGGCGUUCACUAACUCUGAAUAUUUUAUUACUUGUCUUCUGGCUCUACACACGGUUAUUUUGCACAUAAUUAUAGAAUAAAUGUUAUUAUGUAUGUAUCGUAUAUUCUACUAUGACUUAGCAUAAUUAUUACAU
Ostrinia furnacalis (Asian corn borer) is the source of this 8401-nucleotide messenger RNA. It is a transcript of the gene e(y)3, whose product is annotated as PHD finger protein enhancer of yellow 3. The record is from RefSeq and is a predicted model, not a curated record. The transcript has 14 exons. Lineage: Eukaryota; Metazoa; Arthropoda; Insecta; Lepidoptera; Crambidae. Bases 435 to 7475 code for a protein of 2346 amino acids.